Molecule: messenger RNA, 3877 nt
Organism: Myodes glareolus (Bank vole)
Lineage: Eukaryota; Metazoa; Chordata; Mammalia; Rodentia; Cricetidae
Source: RefSeq, a predicted model, not a curated record
UGUGAUCCGUCCCAGCAGCCCAGGGGAGCCAGACCAUAUCUGGUAUGUCUCUCUGGAACGGUUUUGGGGGAAUUCACCAAAGUUGGAACUUAAGACGUGGACUGCCGGUAACCCCGUAACAUGGGGAUGUGGUGGUGCUGCCUGCGUGCAUACCCCCCACAAGGGGACCUGGUGCCCGGGGUGGGAGUCGGCUUAUACAGCUCGGCAGCCCUGGCUGCUUGGCCCGCCCUUGAAUGGCCGUGAACUUGUUUUUCCACGUCAUUUGCUCUCAAAUGUACUCUACUGGGCGAUGCUAACACAGCGGCUCAGGUCCCUCCUCGUAACAAGCGAUUGUGUGUUCUUUAGAGGUGGCUGAGAGGAGGAGGGGGCCUGGCCCCGAGGAGGUGGGGAAAGGAAACAAACCUGCCUCACAGUGAGCGUGCGUGUCCUGGGGCCAGCUCCCCUCAAAGCACAUGCCAUUCCUGUCCCUGGAAAGGGUUAAAGGCCUCCUGGAGUCAAGAACAAGCAGGUGUCCCACCGUGCCAGAGACUGCUGCCUAAACUGCUUCCAGCUUUCCCCCCUUCUGCAAUACAGCCUGUGAUCAGCCACGGGACAGAGGCGCCAGCAGCCUGCCUCUGACAGACAUCAGGUUAGCUCGCUCCCACUCGGGUGGUGCGUCCAGGAUAUAAAUCCAGGCUCGAGCCCCUGCCGUGUUCCUCUCCCUGCGCACCCGGGGUUGGGGGGGGGGGGGGGACGGAGUUUCCUUCCAAAGACCUUUCUUUUAUCUGAAGCCUCACAGCCCAGCAGGCUGCACUUGGUGGAAACGGCCACAGCAGCCGAAGCCAGCAAGCAGCCUCAGCAAGGAGACUUGCUGGGGUGAAGAGGGCAGGUGUGCCAGCCCCUGGAGAAGGAGGGCCCUAGUGGGCCUCAGCCUUGGUGUCAUCACAAGAAAGCCCUCUGGCCACUGCAGACGGCACCAUGCGGGUCCCAGGGUAUCAUCGGUUUUGGUUCCACUGGGGGCUGCUGUUGCUGCUGCUCCUGGGGGCACCCCUUCGAGGCUUAACAUUGCCACCCAUCCGAUAUUCCCAUGCGGGCAUCUGCCCCAACGACAUGAACCCCAACCUUUGGGUGGAUGCCCAGAGCACGUGCAAGCGAGAGUGUGAAGCUGAUCAGGAGUGUGAGACCUAUGAGAAGUGCUGCCCCAAUGUGUGCGGGACCAAGAGCUGCGUGGCAGCCCGCUACAUGGACGUGAAAGGGAAGAAGGGCCCUGUGGGCAUGCCCAAGGAGGCCACGUGCGACCACUUCAUGUGCCUGCAGCAGGGCUCUGAGUGUGACGUCUGGGACGGACAACCCGUGUGCAAGUGCAAAGACCGCUGCGAGAAGGAGCCCAGCUUCACCUGUGCCUCCGACGGCCUCACCUACUACAACCGCUGCUACAUGGAUGCCGAGGCCUGCUCCAAGGGCAUCUCCCUGGCUGUGGUCACCUGCCGCUACCACUUCACCUGGCCCAACACCAGCCCACCACCGCCUGAGACCACUGCCCAUCCUACCACGGCCUCUCCAGAGACUCUGGGGAUGGAUAUGGCAGCCCCAGCCUUGCUCAACCAUCCUGUCCAUCAGUCGGUCACUGUGGGCGAGACGGUGAGCUUCCUCUGUGAUGUGGCGGGCCGGCCGCGGCCCGAGCUCACUUGGGAGAAACAACUGGAGGACAGAGAGAAUGUGGUCAUGAGGCCCAACCACGUGCGUGGCAAUGUGGUGGUCACCAACAUCGCCCAGCUGGUCAUCUACAACGCCCAGCCCCAAGAUGCUGGCAUCUACACCUGUACGGCUCAGAACGCUGCUGGCGUCCUAAGGGCUGACUUCCCACUGUCAGUGGUCAGGGGUGGUCAGGCAAGAGCCACCUCAGAGAGCAGUCUCAAUGGCACGGCUUUCCCAGCAACUGAGUGCCUAAAGCCUCCCGACAGUGAGGACUGUGGAGAGGAGCAGACACGCUGGCACUUCGAUGCCCAGGCUAACAACUGCCUCACUUUUACCUUUGGCCAUUGCCAUCGCAAUCUCAACCACUUUGAGACCUAUGAGGCCUGCAUGCUGGCUUGUAUGAGCGGGCCUCUGGCCACGUGCAGCCUGCCCGCCCUGCAGGGGCCCUGCAAAGCCUACGUGCCACGCUGGGCCUACAACAGCCAGACAGGCUCAUGCCAGUCCUUCGUCUACGGUGGCUGCGAGGGCAACGGCAACAACUUUGAAAGCCGUGAGGCCUGCGAGGAGUCGUGUCCGUUCCCACGGGGCAACCAGCACUGUCGGGCCUGCAAGCCACGGCAGAAACUCGUCACCAGCUUCUGCCGAAGUGAUUUUGUCAUCCUGGGCAGGGUCUCGGAGCUGACUGAGGAGUCCGACUCGGGCCGUGCCCUGGUGACCGUGGAUGAGGUCCUGAAAGACGAGAAGAUGGGCCUCAAGUUUCUGGGCCGGGAGCCACUGGAAGUCACGCUGCUUCACGUAGACUGGGCCUGCCCUUGCCCCAACGUGACAGUGGGCGAGACCCCGCUCAUCAUCAUGGGGGAGGUGGAGAGCGGCAUGGCCAUUCUGAGACCUGACAGUUUCGUGGGCGCAUCGAGCACACGGCGGGUCAGGAAGCUUCGUGAGGUCGUGCACAAGAAAACCUGCGAUGUCCUCAAGGAUUUCCUGGGCUUGCGCUGAGGCUGGCCCGUCUACCCUGACCCUUCUCCACCCACCCACCCCCUGCCCUCAGCCAGCCAACGGGUGAGAUCAGGUUAGGCAACCGUGGCCAGCGGAGCAAGCUCAGCUAACAUGUGGGAAGAAACCAACCAUAGGUCUAAAAAACGAUCUCUAGUCUUUGGGUUCCACAGAAGAUCCAUGUCUUUUCUAGCUGGGAGAGAGGCUGGCUGGGCAAGAAAAGACACAUGUAAGUUAUUUCCCAUGAGCGGGCCCUUGAGGUAGCCUCAUCCCCCUUUGCUGACCCAUGUCCCUCUGCCCAGUCUCCUAGCCAGGAUCAGAAAGAGAUGGCAUCCACGCUGUUAAAAGGGUUAGCUUGUAUAGGGGAUGUGUGAGGAGAGAGCAGAGAGUUCAAGGGUUGCUUAAGACGACUUCCCCACCGCCUGCUGCAUCACUGUAAUCAGAGGUGGCCUCCCGUUAAGGGUUGUGAACCUUUGGAAGCCACUGUCCAACCCAGGAUAUAACUUUAUCCUAAUGGAGGCUGCAGGGACGGCUGCCUUUGAUGGAGUCAGUUUGUGUCCCUGAGGUUACCACAUCAGCAAAAGCCCUGUUUUUCUCUCCUCAGUUGCACUGCUUUGUUGGGUGGGUUGCUUCUGUUCCUUUCAGUUCAGUUCAGUGGGCACUUCCUGGGUGCCAGGUGCUAGGACCAUAGAGAGUGGUCCUGCUCCCCUGGUAGAGCCGAAAAACGCCAAGUACUCAUCCCCCAGGAGCCAGUGGCUGAUUGGCAGCAGUCAGCCACUACCAUCUGAUGGACGGUAUGCUUUUAUAGACCAGGGACUUCCUUGGAGAAGUCCCAGGAUCUGUUUUGGUAGCAAGGGAAAUAAGGAAGACAAAAGGCAGGAGGGGCAGCGGACAGACAGGCCAGGAAUCACAACAGAGGCGGGCCUAGGGAGAAGGAAUAUUGCUCGAUGCUGCCAUCUAGUGGUGAAUGUUGAUAUCUACAGGGAUCUGGUGGGAGAAACUAUCUAGGCCGGGUCUGGAAGGGACCUUUUGGAGACGGCAGCUCUGAGAUCACUUGUUUCUCCGGGUCCCAGGCACACAGGCACUGGGUAGAGGAUUUGGAACCCCUCUGCCAUCUCUGCAUCUCUCCUCUUCCCUCUUCAGCCCUUCAUUCUGUCCACAUCCCUCCAAAGGAGGCAUUGUGGGAUGCCCUAAUGUCUUUCUCAAA